This is a messenger RNA of Vigna angularis (adzuki bean), 1588 nucleotides long. RefSeq names its product E3 ubiquitin-protein ligase APD2. Lineage: Eukaryota; Viridiplantae; Streptophyta; Magnoliopsida; Fabales; Fabaceae. The record is from RefSeq and is a predicted model, not a curated record. The transcript has 8 exons. Bases 132 to 1280 code for a protein of 382 amino acids.
AACGUUUAGUUUCAUAAAAGAAGAGACAAACUCUUCAACUCUCAAUGCUGCUAUCUUGAAUUGUAUCAAAUCAAUAGCUCUGUUACAUCCACCCAUGCGCACUGCACAAUCUCAGCCUCACCGGUGGCAACAUGCUUGGAUGCUGCCUCCUCUCGCCAUUUGGAUUUCUGGCAUUUUCAGCAACACUCCGUUAUGGGUAUUACAGGGAUUCCUUUAUCUUGCUUGGUCCUGCCUCAUCCCGUUUGAUUACAACCAGUUCUGUUUUUGUGAAGCAGCUUCAAGUGUCAAGCAAGGAUAAAAAUCAAGUCUUUGUUCACACUUUCAAUAAGAAGCCCGAGUUGAGCUCCCAAACUAAUUGGACGGCGUCGGAUUUUUUCCUUGUUGAAGCGUAUAAAAGCAAGGGGAUUUCUCUGUGGUUAAAUCACGGCUCCACCAUCCGUCUUAGGUGGGAAGAACAUACUACUACUGGUUUGGAUAAGCUACAUGGGAUGGUGGUUAAAGGAGACGUGAAGUUUGAACAACUACAGGAUUCACAUACGACCUUCCUCAAUUCAAUUUCUCUUCGAGAGACUGUUAAUGGUAAAGAAGCUGAAUACAUGGUCGAGGAAGAUGAUAGAUACCACAUUGGAGUUCUAAACAUGAAUGCAAAGAACAUAAUCUUGACUAUGGAAGUUAAUGUUUCAGCAAAGGUAUAUGAUACCACCAAAGCCAAGAAGAUGUGCUCCACUGAAAAUGGACCUUGUAAGCUCAGUUUUUUCUUCCCAGAUACUCAUUAUGUUAUUCUUACGGCAGCCAACAAUGGAGAUGGGGUAACGCAUGUUGACAUUUCUUUAGUGGCCCGUGUGUUUGUCUACGUAUUACUUCUAGGAGUUAUUGCGAUUGUUGUUUAUCUGAUUCUGAAAAUUCUUGGAGUUUAUGGUGAUGCUGAGCAGCAUAGUCAAGUUACAAUCGAUGUUACAUACAGAACAAGUAAUGUGGUUGCAACACGGGCCGAAACUGAGCCAUUGAUGCGAGGGGAGGAAAAUCGAAUGUCAUAUGGAACAAAUGCAAAAGAUGAUAAACAAAAUUCAGAAGCAUGUAGUAGCUCUUCCUCAGAGGAGUUAUAUGAUGAAAAAUUAUGUUGCAUUUGUUAUGAUGAACAACGCAACAGCUUCUUUGUUCCUUGUGGACACUGUGCCACUUGCUAUGACUGUGCACAGAGGAUUGUCGAUGAGGAGAGCAAAGUAUGUCCUAUAUGCCGAAGGCUUAUUCACAAAGUACGAAGAUUGUUUUACAUUUAGGCUCACAGACAUGUGUCUUGUAGUGAUGUGAUUUGAGGGAUCAUGUAGAUAGCUGGGAAAAUUUAGUUGGGAAUUAGACUUUGGGUGUGGGUUUUGUGAAGAGAUUGAAUGAUGUUAUUUUCUAUUUUUUGCGUGAAGCUGCAGGGGAAAUGGGUAACUAUCGUUUCAGCAUAUACUUCGGCUAACUAAGCAACAAAAAAAAAUAGACUUUUCUUAUAUAUUCUUUUCAUAUUUUCGGCACAAGUUCACACAGAUAAAUUUGUUCUUACCCAAAACUGACACUUAUAUAGAACAAUGCUUUUUAACGA